Messenger RNA from Aedes aegypti (yellow fever mosquito), 1887 nucleotides. Its product is annotated as cilia- and flagella-associated protein 45. The coding region runs from base 195 to 1811 and encodes 538 amino acids. The record is from RefSeq and is a predicted model, not a curated record. The transcript is spliced from 7 exons. NCBI's taxonomy places the organism in Eukaryota, Metazoa, Arthropoda, Insecta, Diptera, Culicidae.
CAGGACGUAAAAUCCAUACCAGCCCAAUCAUAAAAUGCCGCGCAAAUACCCUAUCCAUUGUGAUUUUGAAUUCCAUAGCAACGAUUAACUUCCCGCCAUAGCGACUAUAUUUGUGUAUCAAACAAACUGCCAAGUGCUACCGGUAGAAGACGCAAUUUUAACAAUUUUUGAUUAAUUUUAAUCUGAAUGGAAUUAUGGCUCUGCAAAACACAAGGAAAAACUUUGUUAAGGAUCAAUCUAAAUUAACUUACCAAAAUUCUGUUGAUCCACGUCCUCUGAUGCCAGGAGUAUACACCAGACAUCACCCUAGGGAAUGUAGUCAUUUGCUGCGUUUUCGUCCAAUCCAUAUGAAACAUGACAAUCCUUACGAAGGGAAGGAAACGGAGCAGCUUGUUUCAAAGGAUAGCAUCCGGAAUUUACUGAUCCCUAGUCAGAACAUGUCCGUUUAUCCGGUAAUUUGGCAUAAAAAAGAAUAUUACAAAUUGCAGAACAAGGCAAAGUUGAAAACGAUGGAUGAUAAGCUCACUGAAUUUAAACUCAAUGAAAUAGAGAAACGAAACAUGCUGGAAGAGUCAGAGAAACGCAAAAAGCGUUUACAGGAAAUUGAUCGUGAGCGUCAAGUGAAAGGUACCGGUAAUAUCCUGGAUGAACAUAAAGACGAAGAUUCCGGCACGACGGCAAGAAAGAUAAUCGAUAGAGCGUUUAAUGCCAAACAAGAACAGGAAGAAGAAGUCAAGAGGGCAAACAGAAUCAUACUGGCUGCAAAAUGUCACAUCAUUCGGGAUGCCCAAAUAGCUGAGAAACAAGAAAUUGAGCGUGAAUUACGAUCAGAAGAGCUUAGGCUGGAAAAAAUGAUGUUAAACGAAAACGAAAAAGCACUUCAAGAAGAAGAAAGGAAACGAGACCUGAAUAAAAUAUUAACAACACAGCAUUCUGAAGAAAUCCGCAAUCAGCUUUUGCAGAAGGAAAAAAUGCGCUUGAAGGAGGCUGAAAGAAUUGAAGAGGAAGCUCGAGUUCUGAAGCAAGCGCAACAAGCGAUUAUUGCAGAUGAAAAGCGCAAGGAAAAAGAACGCAUUGAUCGAAUCAAUGCAGUACGCAAUGAUUUGAAGAAAGCGUACGAACUGUCCGCAUACUAUAAGCAAUUGGAAUUUGAAGAACAGCGCUUAGCCGAACUUAAGGUACAAGAGUACACGAGACUAAGAAAUGAACGCCAAGCAAAAUUGGAAUUCGAGAAGAAAAUUGCAGCUGAGGCCAAAGAACGUGAACAAGAUCGAAUGCUGAAAAUACAACAAAAGUUACUCACUACGAAAUCAUCAAAAAAUGAUAUGGAUCUACGUCGAGGGCAAGAGCAUGUUGAACGUGAAUUCCGUCGAAGGGAAAAGGAAGCUGCUAUAAGGAAACGUGAACUAGAACAACAAAUUGCAGUUGCUCGGGCAGCCCAAUUGGAAGCAGUUAAAACAGAACGAGCAAUGCAGAUAGCACGCGAUGAGCUGGAUCACAAAAAAGCGGUGGAGAAACUCAAACAAGACGAAACUAAAGAAACAGAAGGGAGGAAAAAACAACUUCGUCUGCGUGAAAACUAUCGUGACGAAAUAAUCCAGCAAAUAAAUCUGAAAGAGCAGGAACGCCGUGAACUCGAACGGUGCUCUAAAAAAGAACAUGCUGCAAUGCAAGAGGCAAUGAAAAACCGUGAAAUGGCUAUCAAAUCCACUAUAUCCAAUAAAAUCAAAAUGAUGAAGGAGAGCAAGGUUCCUGAUCGGUUCAUAAAGGAUGUUGAAAGACAACUUAACUCUAUCAAAACUGAUGCGUAAAUUUAAUCACGUGUGUUCUCAUAUUUAUAAUGUAAAUAUAUUUUUAUGUGUUUUAUAUGAAAAAAAAUCUGUAGUA